Molecule: messenger RNA, 366 nt
Organism: Puccinia triticina
Lineage: Eukaryota; Fungi; Basidiomycota; Pucciniomycetes; Pucciniales; Pucciniaceae
Exons: 4
Coding region: 1-366 (121 amino acids)
Source: RefSeq, a predicted model, not a curated record
AUGUAUGUAUCAUCCUUCCCCAUCGCUAAAUUGCCUCACGCAUGCACACAGCAUGUCCUAGUGCAUACAGCUCGAGGGGUUUUUGCCGUUGGCCGCUUGUUGAUCUUUGUUGAUAUCUUUAUAAAACCCAGUCCGUUCUUUCCCUCGUCGAUAUUCCAAUCCCCAUCACAUUUAAAUAUAUCACUCCGGAGUCCACUCGAUCGUUCCUCCUGCCUCCAUAGAUGCUUUCGACCAUUCUCUCAAGCCUACGGAAGCUCCCCUCGCCUCGUCCCUCCAGGCUGCUGCCAUUACUUGCGCAGGACCCAUAAUAUCUUUAGAAACUUCGCCAUCUGCUCCGCCUGGCCAUCAUCAGGAUCUUUGACAUAG